CAUAAAUGUUUGUACUUUUUUCAUUUUGUUCCAAUUUUCAUGGUUUCUUAUUUUCACGUCCACAUGCAAAUUUCAGUAGAUGCAUCUCAAUUCACAUUCCUGUAACAAAAGCAAAAGUCGAGCUUUACUUUCUGUGUUUCUGGUUAAUUUUCGCGCCGGGCAUUGACGUCAAAUUUUGUGAAAUUUGUUUCGAAGCCUAAUAAAAUCAGUAAUCUAUUUUUCGUAACUGUCUGUAGAAGUGUUGUAGUGUGUUGUUAAAAUUCAAUUAAAUUUUGAUUAAAAUGAACGUAGAAUUACCGUUUAAAACGGAAUAUGCAAAAACCGGGCGAGCCAGUUGCAAGGGAUGCAAAGACACUAUCUCUCAGGGCUCGGUUCGCAUUGCCGUAAUGGUUCAGUCUGCUUUUCAUGACGGCAAACAAACGAAUUGGUUUCACGAAUCUUGCUUCUUUAAAAAGCAACGUCCUGGAUCCGUAGGUGAUAUUGCGAACUACGAGAAUCUUCGGAUUGAAGAUCAAAAGCGACUCGAGAAAAAAAUCGAAUCUUUAGGAAAUGGGGUUGUUGUCAGCACAUCUGAGAAGAAAAGUAAAAAACGUUCCAAAGCCGAAAAUAAUGCAUUGAAAGAUUUCGGCAUUGAAUACGCCAAAUCUGGUAGGGCAGCCUGUCGUGGGUGCGAACAAAAAAUUCUUAAAGAUCAGCUCCGUAUACGAAAAACUGUUUACGAUACUGAAGUAGGUAUGAAAUAUGGAGGACAGGCAUUAUGGCAUCAUUGCGAAUGUUUUGCUCAACUUCGCGGCGAAUUGGGCUGGUUAGAUACAGGCUCCAAUUUGCCAGGGUUUGACACUCUCGGAAAAGAAGACCAAGAAAAAGUGAAAAAAGCUUUGCCGUCAGUGAAAUCUGAAGAUGUUCCAGUUCCCAAAAAGGCUAAGUUGGAAAAGUUGGAUGAAGAAGAUGAGAAGAUUAACAAAGAAUUGUUGCAGAAAGUGGAAAAGCAAACGAAACGUCUACACAAACUUCGUGAUUUUGUUAAAGAGGAAAUGUCAAAAAAUGACCGGAAUAUGUUAUUACGCUUUAACCAUCAAGAUCCUGUCGAGGGCGAUUCAGAGAAGUUACUCGAUCAAGUUGCCGAUUUACUGACAUUUGGUGCUUUAGCACCUUGUUCCGAAUGUAAGGGUCAGCAGUUAUUGUUUAAUAAAUCAGGAUAUCUUUGCAAUGGGGAAUUGACUGAAUGGACGCGAUGCACAAAUUUACUUAAAGACCCGAAACGGGGAGCGUGUAAAGUACCAACAGAGUUAAAGAAAAAAUAUAAAUUCUUGAAAGAAGUCAGCAAAAAUCCAGAAGCACGUGCUAUCAGAUAUAUACCACCCAGUGCAGCGGUUAUAGCUAAAAAUGUUGAUUUGAAAAAGGAUAACGACUUAGUUGAUGGGCCUAAAGUGAAACGUGAACGGCCUCCUCUUUAUAAUUUAACAUUUUCUUAUGUAGGUUUCAAGGGCCAGGAAGAGAAACUUAAAAGCCGCGUAGCCCAGAUGGGUGGUAAAUGCGAGACAAAAAUAUCUGAAAAGACUGUAGCGGUGUUUUCUACAGCCAAAGAGGUUGAACGCUUAGGAAGUCGGAUGGAAAAAGCCAAGGAAUUAGGGCUACAUGUGAUACCCAUCGACUAUUUGGAUUCAGUCGACACUGAUCCAUCAGGUGCAGUUAGCUUUAUAACUAGUAUGACGUUGUGCGAUUGGGGCACAGAUCCCUCGCCGCGUGUACCUCAAGAGGAGAAGAAAAGUUUGAAAUCGAAAAGCAUUUAUACUAAAUCAGUGCCCUCAUCUAUGACUUUGAAAAUAAAAGAUGGUUUAGCGGUUGAUCCGGAUAGCGGCUUAGAAGACGUAGCCCAUGUUUAUAUCGCUAAGAAUAAGGAUAAAUAUAAUGCAGUUUUGGGUCAGACAGAUAUACAGCGCAACAAGAAUUCGUAUUACAAGUUGCAAUUGCUCCAGGAUGAUAAGAAAAAUAGAUUUUGGGUGUUUCGUUCCUGGGGACGCAUUGGAACCACGAUUGGAGGUCAUAAGUUGGAAAAGUUUCCAAACUUAAUUGAAGCAAUCGAUUCUUUUAAAGCUUUGUAUUUAGAAAAAUCGGGCAAUCAUUUUGAGAAUCGUGAUAACUUUGUUAAGGUAGCAGGAUGUAUGUAUCCUAUUGAUAUUGAUUACUCGGAAGAAGCCAAAGUGGAUUUGUCAGCUGAACAUAGUAUUAAAUCUAAGCUGCCUAUGCCGGUUCAAGAUAUCAUUAAAUUGAUAUUCGAUAUUGAUACCAUGAAGCGUACAAUGCUGGAAUUUGAUUUGGAUAUGGAGAAGAUGCCUCUUGGAAAACUGAGUCAAAAGCAAAUUCAGUCCGCUUACAAAGUGCUGACUGAAAUUCAUGGAUUGAUUCAAGAAAGUGGCACUGAUACGAAAUUUAUAGAUGCAACUAAUCGUUUCUAUACUUUAAUACCACAUAACUUUGGUACUCAGAGCCCGCCUCUACUCGAUACCACUGAGCAAAUAGAAAAAUUACGUGAAAUGCUAGAUUCUUUGCUGGAAAUUGAAUGUGCCUACAAUUUAAUUAAAACGGGCGAUGGUAAAGGGGAUUUAAAUCCCAUUGAUCAACACUAUGAACAACUCAAGAUUACUUUGGAGCCUAUGGAUAAGAAGAGUGAAGAAUAUGUUUUAUUGCAGAAAUAUGUUCAAAAUACCCAUGGUGAGACCCAUAAUAUGUAUGAACUGGACAUCGUGGAUAUAUUCAAAGUGUCUCGUCAAGGCGAGGCUCGUCGUUUUAAGCCUUUCAAGAAACUACAUAAUCGUCGUUUGCUUUGGCAUGGCUCCCGUCUUACUAAUUACGCGGGCAUUUUAUCCCAUGGUUUGAAAAUUGCUCCCCCAGAAGCUCCCUGCACGGGUUAUAUGUUUGGUAAAGGCAUUUACUUUGCUGACAUGGUAUCUAAGUCUGCGAAUUAUUGCUUCACUAGUAAUCAAAAUCCUACUGGCCUUAUGUUGCUGUCAGAGGUGGCGUUAGGUGAUAUGAUGGAAUGCACUGCGGCUAAAUAUGUUACAAAAUUAUCAAAAGAUAAACAUAGUUGCUUCGGUCGUGGCCGGACUAUGCCAGACCCCAAAGAAUCCCACUUUAGACAAGAUGGUGUAGAGAUUCCUUUAGGUAAACCAAUCACCGAUUCGGAACUGAAAUCUUCAUUGUUAUACAAUGAAUUUAUUGUAUACGAUAUAGCUCAGGUUAAUAUACAAUAUUUGUUUCGUAUGAAUUUCAAAUAUAAAUAUUAAGAUUAGAAUCGCACU
Messenger RNA from Glossina fuscipes, 3302 nucleotides. RefSeq names its product poly [ADP-ribose] polymerase (gene Parp1). Bases 282 to 3287 code for a protein of 1001 amino acids. The record is from RefSeq and is a predicted model, not a curated record. The transcript is spliced from 5 exons. Gene Ontology annotation, molecular function: DNA binding; NAD binding; zinc ion binding. Lineage: Eukaryota; Metazoa; Arthropoda; Insecta; Diptera; Glossinidae. Gene Ontology annotation, cellular component: nucleus.